This is a messenger RNA of Photinus pyralis (common eastern firefly), 4329 nucleotides long. RefSeq lists its product as uncharacterized. The transcript has 7 exons. NCBI's taxonomy places the organism in Eukaryota, Metazoa, Arthropoda, Insecta, Coleoptera, Lampyridae. The record is from RefSeq and is a predicted model, not a curated record. Bases 1677 to 4154 code for a protein of 825 amino acids.
CAUUGUCUUUUCGCAUGUCUGCACGUGUUGUAAAACUUAACUUGUGUCUAUGUACUUGACUAUAAUAUGUGCUCGUUCGAAAAUUUAUUGCAAGCGUGGGGUUUUGCGUGCAAUAUACCCCAUUUUAACGAACAGGGCAUUGAUGACGAAAGCUUCGAUAUAUUGGACGGUGAAACGAUUCAAAUUUUGUUUCCCAAGAGCGGACCUCGCCUACUUUUCAAAAGAAGGUAUAUGGAAUAUCUGCAGCAAAAGAAGGCGCAACAAAUUAGUCUAGAUGUAUCAAUAUCAAAACCUACUACUUCUGCAUCAAUUGCCUCAGCGUCAACCGAGACAGAAAGUAGUCAAUCCGACAUCUUCUUCUUUGAGCCCGAUAAAGAGCUUUUAGAAGUUUUAAGUUUUCCUGAUGAAUCUUCAAAUGCUACAAAAAGAAUUUUAGAAGAUAGAACUGAGGACUACGUAAAUAAACGAAGCAGUACAGACUCUCCAAAAAAUAAGAGUUUAGAACAAUUAUUCCGCAGUACACCUGAAGGACAAAUUAUUCUAGCAAACAGAGCAAAAUUGAAUAAUGACUUACGAUCAAAAAUUGCUAAGAUAGUUGUAAGGUCUUUAUUAGAUUGUUCCGAAGGUCAAUCCAGGAUAGAAAUAAAUACUUUACAAUUUGUGAGAGCUGCAAAAGAGAUUGCAGAGUUGUUUCCAGGAGAAUCUGAACAUACAUACUACAUUCCUUAUUCAUCAUCAAAAAAGGGACUAAGACGUCAACCUGCACGUGGAAAAUUAUGGUCUAGGUAUAUUAAUUUAAAGGCUGCAUUGCGAUUGGUCAAUGCUGCUAAUGCAGACGUGGAACAAGAAAACGUACCUUCUACUUCCAAUACGAGUUAUGAUGAGGAGGAGAAAAUAGCUUUUCUCAAAGUAGCAGUAGAACCAUUUGACAAAAUUUUAAGUUAUUGGGAAGAUACAUACUUAAUCAGACAAAGAAAAUGCAAAAGUUAUGAAUUAGAGGAUAUAUACAAAGAAUUCCCUUGUUUAAGUCUACAUUAUGGAAUAACUUUAUUGGAAUCAGACUUCAACCAUAGUAAUGAAGAAAAAAUUGAUAUAAUUUAUUCAGAGUGGCCAAAAAUAGCCCAGGCAAUUAUCAUUGAAGCUAAAGAAAGACAACUUAUUCUGAAAGAGGAUGUUAUAAAAGAUGUUAACUCCAAGGCACUUUUAGUUCUACCAUACCUUUUUUCGCCCGUUACUAUUAGGAAUUCAAAAAAAAGAGGAAUUUGGAGACCAUCAAGGUCAGAAGUACAAGAAAGUUUUCUUUUCAAUGUCCAGGAAUUUGCUGAAGCAAGCAGUAUAGUGGAAAGAAGAAAACAGAAGCUCCAUUCAUAUGAUCUACCCCUUCAACCUUUUGGAGUAAUUGUUGGAGAUGACUGCCAAGAUGUAAGGGCAUUUUAUGUCUUUAUUAAUGGUAAUAAAUAUACAUGUGAAAGUGGAAUAAGGUGCCUUGAACUUCUUUAUAAAAGUUUUCACGCUUUGAAUUUAGAGUACCCUAGUGAAUCGAAACACGUCUGGUACUUUGUACAGGAACUUGUUUUUAAAACUAGUGUUAGUAACAAAGUAGGAAGUACGAGUAGCGUCAUUUCAGACAUUAAUUUUCAUUUGAAUAACUUACAUUAGUUUAAUAAAUACAAAAAAUGCCUUCUUGCAAUAAAUGUCAGGCUAAUUUUAAUAACAUUAAAUCGUUAAUAGUGCAUUUGAGACUUUUACAUGGUCUAACAGAUAACAGUAAAUUUUGUUGUAACGAAUUUCAGUGUUAUAGGGACUUUAAUUCCCUUAAUUCCUUUAAGAAACAUUUAAGUAAAAAGCAUGGCAACCAUAGAACUAACUCCAUUUCUAAUACAAUUGCUAUUAACAGCAUUAAUAUACCUAUAACUAACAUUAUUGAGACAUCAUCUUUAAUAGACCAUAGUAGCACCACUGACACUUCAAAAACACAAAAUAUGAUCAUUGAAGAUAAUCUGUUACUAGAAUUUCAAAAUGAACUUAAAAAUAAUACAUUAUUGUUUGUAACUGAUUUAUAUGGGAACACAACAUUAACACGAAAACAUGUGCAGUGUGUAAUUGACAAAGUGGAAACAUUAUUUGAAAAGCCAUUACGUAUUUUUGAAACAUACCUGUCAAACGUGAUUAGCGAAUACAAUAUUUCUGAAAAAGAUUCUAAAUGUUUGAAUAAGUUUUUGCAUGAAUUUCAAAAUACAUUUCAAAGUCUUGCCACUGAACAUAAACGAUUUGCGUUUUUAGAAAAGUCCGAGCUCUUCAUUCCUCCUGAAGCAUAUACAGUUGGGCAACGAUAUGACAGAUUUAAAAAUAAUAUUGCUACUCCACAAAUUUAUAAAGCUCAACAUAUUCCAAUUCAUAAAGUUUUAAAACAUUUUAUUCUUCUACCAAAUGUAUUAUUGGAAGUUUUGCAAUAUUUAGAGGAACUGAAUUCUGAAUUAGUAAUAUCAAACAUAGUUCAAACCGAAUUUUGGAAAAAUAAAAUAAAGGGUUUUGAAUCCAGAUCAUUAGUUCUACCAUUGUUUGUAUACUUUGACGAAUAUGAAAGCGGAAAUCCAUUAGGAUCCCAUUCGGGCAUUCACAAACUGGGAGCUGUUUAUUUUUCCCUCCCAUUUUUACCUAUCAGGUAUAGAGCAAAAUUAGAAAAUAUAUUUCUAUGUCUUCUAUUUCAUAGCUCGGACUUAAAGGACUUCGGAAGUAAAAUUAUUUUUUCAAAAUUAAUUGAAGACUGUAAUCACUUAGAAUCGAGCGGUAUAACAGUAAAUAUUUCAAAUAAAUAUUAUACGAUCUAUUUUUCUAUUGCUUUACUCUUAGGAGAUAAUCUAGGGUUAAACACAAUGUUAGGAUUUACCCAAAGUUUUCGAUCCAAUUAUUACUGUAGAUUUUGCAAAUGUAGUCGUGUCGAAAUGGAAAAGUUAGUUAUCCAAUGUGACAAUAAGAUGCGAAAUCAGAACAAUUACAGAAAAGAUGUUCAUGUUAAUAAUAUCAGUGAAACAGGCAUAAAGGAGGAAUGUGUUUUUAAUACUAUUAAGUCUUUUCAUGUUACUGAAAAUUACUCAGUUGACAUAUCCCACGAUAUUUUCGAAGGAGUAGCAGCAUAUGAUAUAGCGGAGAUAUUAUAUCAAUUUGUUUUUGUGGAUAAAAUACUUUCUGUUGAAAUUAUAAAUACUCGAAUUAAGUAUUUCAAUUAUGGAAAAGAAAGUAAUAAGCCACCUCUGAUUAGUUUAGAAAAUUUGAAGAAAAAAAAGUUAAGAAUGUCAUGUGCAGAGAUGAAAUGUUUUAUUUUAUAUGGCGGAUUGCUAUUAGGAGCAAUUGUCCCUGAAGAUAACCAAUUUUGGAAACUUUAUUUGUUGUUAAGAAAAAUAAUAGAUCUUGUAUUAGCAGAUGUUGUAACUAAUGAAACUUGUUGUUUACUAAAAGAUUUAAUUGCUAAACACCACAGUCUUUAUAAGGAAUUAUUUAAUACAACAUUAAAACCCAAAUACCAUAAUUUAGUUCACUAUCCUUUUAUAAUGAAACAAGUUGGACCAUUAAAACAUUUAUCUUCGUUACGAUUUGAAUCAAAACACAGAGAAUCAAAACUAAGUGCUAAUGUAAUUGCAUCUCGAAUUAAUAUUACUUAUAGCUUAGCUCUUAAGCAUCAAUUAAAGUUGGUUCAUAGGCUAAAUUCAAAACAAGGUUUUUCAAAUAGCAUUAAUUAUAAGAAUAGCAAUCCCACUAUAAUUACAUCUGUUUUGCCAAAUUUCAAUAUGCUGGAAUCGACAUCAACAUGUUCUUUUAACAAUUUCAAAGAUGAUGUAAAAUUUUGCAAAAAAAUUGAAAUUAAUAACUCGAAUUAUGAAAUUGGUAGUAUAAUUUGUAUUGCAGCAAAGGAGUUGCCAAUAUUUGGUUGUAUAACUCAUAUAAUAGUAAAUUCUCAAGAGGAAAUCUGUUUUAUUUAUGAAGAAUAUAAAACAAUACUAUUCAAUAAACAUAUACAUUCUUUUGAAAUUUGCACUAAUACAAAAGUAACAAAACGAAUUCUUGAUUCCAAUGUUUGUUACACUUCAAAUCUUAUCAUUUCAUCUGCAUCAAACAAAAAAUAUGUGACACUGUUUGGGGGCAUUUUUGUAUAAUUACUUAUAUAGUUUUUAUUAUUUGUUCUGUUUAAAUGGAGAUUACUUUAGGUUAUAAUUUUUAUAGAAGGCAUGUAAUACUUUAGUUUUCUGUAAGUAGUUUUUGUUUCUAUAAAAUAUUCAAAUUAAAUUAAUGUUAGCUUUAACUUAGUUUUAAAAAGUAAUACUUGUUUAU